Molecule: messenger RNA, 15259 nt
Organism: Aedes albopictus (Asian tiger mosquito)
Lineage: Eukaryota; Metazoa; Arthropoda; Insecta; Diptera; Culicidae
Exons: 7
Molecular function (GO): ubiquitin binding
Source: RefSeq, a predicted model, not a curated record
CACGUCCUGUUGAACCGAAAACGCGCGCUGUACAAUGGUUUCAAACACUACAAUCUGCCACCGCUUCCUUUGGUGUAUGUGUGCUCUUCAAAACUGUCAAACAAAAAAAACGCCCCUCAAAGAUACUACAAUCGCGAAGCGGUCGUCAUAAGUGCCCUGCAGGUGGAGAAACACCCGCUGACCACUCCGGGUCCCUACUCGACGCCUCCGCUACCCCAGCGGCACUUCCACAACACGGCCAUGGGGGUGGUUUCGGCCUUCCAGAUGACUCCGGUGCUGAGCGGCCGCAGCGAGGUUUCCACCUCCCGGACCGGAAGUCCGAUCCCGCGUCCGGCCAGCUGUGCCAGCGGAAGCUACUACGGCUACUACCACGGAUCGCCCCGCAGCAACGGAUUCGACAUCCGGCACAACUCGCCGAAACCGCACUCAUCGCCCAAGAUGAGACUGAGAUACCUGAAGAGCUUCUUCCCGAAGGCGGACGAAGAUUUGAUUCUGGACGUGCUGGCCAAUGCGGACAACAACGUGCAAUCGGCAUCGCAACAGUUGAUCAAGCUGGGCUACGAAAAACGAGAGCAAUCGGCCAAUCAGCGCGGCUCGUCCCGCAAGGGUUCCGAAAAGGACGCCCAAUCGCAGUCGGCGGCGGACGCCAAGCGCGCCGAAUCGCAAACGCCUACUCCUAAGCCAAAGUCGCACGACGAGAAGAAGAAAAUCAAAGCUCGUCUCCAAGCGAAAUACAAAGACAUUGCUGAACGGAUCAUCCUGAUGGCACUGGAGAGCGUAGACUACUCGGAAGAGCGUGCCAAACAGAUUCUCAACAUCGUUAUCCAAGAAGACAAAGAUAAGAAAAAGAGCGUUAAAAUCGAUGCUCCUCACAAACCGGAAGAGGACAAAGAGAACGCCCAAGCAGGUAGCUCUACGCCAAGCCGCAACAACAGUACAUCGUCCAAUCACGUGCGACCUCCGAAGAAGGGUGCCGCGUCAACACCGGACGAGCACCCGAAGGCAUCGUCGGAGGCCGAAAGCGGCGGCACCGAUCCGCAUUCAACGGCGGCCGACAACGAGAAUGCAACCGAUGCUUCCAUUGAAAUCACCACUUCCACUGCAAUCAUUAACGAUUCACCGCAAUCACCACUUUCACCGUCACAGCAGUGCAACGGCAACAAUCCGCCACCAGCAGUAGUCACCGAAGGCACUACCGAUUCGAUCACUAAUAGCAAUAGCGCAGCAACAGCAACCGCUUCCGCAACUACUAAGCAGCCAAGCCGCGCUAGGGCCAAGACUGAUCAUGCAAAAAGCUCCUCGUCCGAGGACGAACUGGAUGCGGCGUCGCCAUCGGCAGCGAUCGGAGACAAGAUGACACCCGGCGUCAACGUGCCCCGAAUCGCCAGCAAGGGUCCCAAUGCCAAACUGUUCAAGGGUCCGAACGACGAUCUUCUGCUAGCGGACUACGUCACGUGGAACGGUGCCAACCCGGACCUGGCCAAGGGAUCCCAAAAGCUGGCCCUUGGUCCGGAUCGAUCAAUCCGCCUGGACCGGGGCACGUACAAAGCCCGCGGUCCCAAUGCGGACCUGUGCAAGGGCCCGGCCGCCGGACUGGCCAAGGGUAGCAUGUACGCGCAACUCAACUGUUCCCUGACGGACGUCAAGUGCAACUAGGGACGAUUCCGGCGGAGUCGCUCGGAAUCGCCACGGCUCGCGAAACGCUAUCUGUACUACCACUGAAAAUGUUUCUUAUCUUGUUAUGAUUUAAGGUUCUGUAGCUAUUAGGAAAAGUGUUGUUGUGUCCGUUUUACCCAGUUUUACUUACACAAACCUGUCUUCUUCAAAACUUAAGAGUGCAAUAAUGUGUUUGAAUCGAAUACGAGUUGUCUUAACCUUUACGUACUAAUGAAAGCCUAUAUUUAUGGGACGUACCAAUGAAUCUAUAAAUGGGACAAGUUUUGAUUAACUUGGUGGAUAUACUUAUAUAACAAACGAUUGAUCUGAUUUUAAGAAAAAAAAGUUUAUUUUUUUACACAAAAGUAUUGUAUAACCACAACAAAAAAAUGGAACCAAAGUGUUUGGGUAACAAAAUAAGGCGGCAUGUUUUGAGAGUACAAGAAAAGUCGAUAGAUUGUUCACACAUACUAAAAACAAUCCAGAAGUUACAGAGCACAUUGUUACUAAUUACUGUAGAUCACUACUUAGCAGGAGAACACAGUUAUUAAAGUUCUUUGUAGCGGCAUCGAAAAAUAGCUCUAGAUGAACACAUACAUCGUGAAAUGUUAAAUGAUGCGAAAUGCUUCGGAUUACUUCACCUGGAUUCAGAACGUGAUGAUUAUUUUAUUACUCAAAUCAAAGCCCACUCCGAAACAUUUUUGAGAUAUUACAGGUCAGCCAAACUAUUCAGGAGUUCGAAAUUCCAGGUCUACAUUUGUAACAGUAGCCAAUUAGGCAAUACUGAGUCACGUGGCAUUGCCCUGAACCGCACUCAAGACCAAUAGACAUUGUUAUACAUUUUUGUGACAUUCUGGGUCAUCCAAACUGUCCUGGAGUUUAAUCCUCGACAUCUACAUCCAUUACGGUUGCUGUUCUCACUAAAUACUGUAACAUUUAAUAACUAUCUAUCUGUACUCCCCUUGGAACCUUGUGAACCAUCCUCUGGGAUAUUCUAGAAUCUAGGCCAACCACACUUUCUGGAGUUUAGAACUUCAGGUCUACAGUAGUAACGGCAUCCAUUUCCGCUACAUUGAGUAGUAACGCUGUAUAAUCAACCAUGUUUGCGGAUCCUUCUUGAUGACAUUUUUUUCAGCUGUUCUGGGACGUCAAAACUGCUUAGAAUAUAAGUCAGACUAUCCUGGAGUUCAGAUGUACACAUGUGACAGCAGCCAUUUGCACUUAAGUGAAUAAUGUUACACACUACGAAAAAAUCAAAAUUACUCGUGACGUAAAUUUAUUGCACAGAACGUAAACAAUUAAAUGACGUAAAUUUGUAGGUCUUCUGACAUAAUAAUACGUCAUUCUUGUAAAAUUGAGUUCAAUGUGACGUAAAUACUUUGUGAAUCGUGCAUCACUACGUUUCAUAUGACCAAAUAUUCAGUAAAAUGUGACAGAAAAUUACGUCACUUGGCCGUUAAAAUUUACGUCAUAUGUGUUGGUUGAAUAUGUGCAUCCAGUCCAGAGUGACGAAAAUUUACAUGAUUUUUUCUAAGUGUGUAGGGAUUUCACCAGGGAUAAAUCUAGGGAUUCCUACAAGGAUUUCUUAAUUGAUUUCGCUGGGAAUGUCUACACAGAUCCAUAUUGAGAUUUUCUACGGGUUCUUAUUUGGAUUCAUCCUGGGAUCCAGAAAUUCAUCUAGCAAUUUCUUCUGGAAUUGCUGAAGGAUUCCUACGAUUUCUACAGAUUUUUUUCAGAGAUUUAUCCGGUAAUCCUGUUAUGGGUUUCUUCAGGGAACUGUCCAAGUAUUUUUAAAGAAAUUUCUCUAGAUAUUUCUCCAAUGAUUCUUUAGGGAUUUCUUUAUGGAUUCUUCAAGAGAUUUUCCCAGCAAUCAAACUAGGGAUCCCCUAAGGAUUUAUUCAGGGUUUUUUCUGGGAAUUUAUCUAAGGAUUCCUUCAGCAAACCCUAUGGAUAUUGAUUUUCUCCAGGAACUUAUCUAGAAACUCUUUCAGGGAUCAAUCUUCAGGAAACUCUCGGGGAAUUUCUCUGGGGAUUCUUCCAGAGAAGGAUGCUCCGCGGAAUUAUCUAGAGAUUUUUCGAACAAUUCUUCUAGAGAUUUCCCCAGGGAUCAAUCUAGGGAUUCUUCUAAGGAUUUCUCCACUGAUUUCGCUGAGAGACAAACUCCACCGACUCUUUCUGAGAUUUGCAAGGUAUUUUUCCAGGAGCUCUUCUUUUGAUUCCUCCAGAAGUUUUUCUAUCGAUUUUUCGCCACAGAUUCCUUUAUGAAUUUCUCCAGACAUUUAUGUUGUAAUCCUAUUAUGGAUUUCUAUAGGGAACUCUCCGAGGAUUUCUCUAGGGAUUCCUCUAGCGAUUUUUCCAAAAAAUCCUCUAUAGAUUUUCCCAAUGAUUCCUCUAUGGGUUUCUCUAUUGUUUCUUCUAGGGAUUUUCCUACGGAUCAAACUAGGAAUCCCCUAAGGAUUUAUACAGGAAUUUAUCUAGCAACUCCUUCAGGAUUUCCGCUAAGAGAUGCUUUUAGGGAUUUGCUCAGGGAUCCUUCCAGAGGUUUUUCUUAAAAUCUAGGAAUUUCCCUAGGAAUUCUUUCAGAGAUAUGUCCUGCGAUUAUUUUCAGGGUUUAUUCUAUGGGUUCCUUUGGGAUUUUUUUCAGGGCUUAUCCAGAAACUAUUUUGGCGACUUAUCCCGGAAUUGUUUAAGGGAUUUCUCCAGGAAUUCCUUUAGCUUCCUCUUAACUUCUCCGAGCCGAGCCGUUAUCAUCUGAAGCUAAUUGGAAAACUUCAGGAUGAUGUAUGUCGCUUUUGCGACAUGGAUAAAGAAGACUCGGAACAUUUGUUGUGCCGUUGUCCGGCAAUUUCUGCUAAAAGAAUUAAGUUCUUCGACAAGGGGCUAAUAGAACCCCUUGAUGUAUGGAGAACAAACCCUAAUGUGGUAGUACAGUUCAUCCGAACUGUCGCACCGUGUUGGGAUCAGGCUUACAGUCAAGGUUUGAUUAUUGCUAACUCCAAUAGUAAUACGUCAACUUGACAUAGCUAAAUAAAACUGGGGCAUAUGUCACAAUAGAUCUAACAACUGGUCGCAGUGACUUAUUCAACAAGGAAUAAAAAAAAAAAAAAAACUUCUCCAAGGAUUCUUCUAGUGAUUUCCCCAGUGAAUAGGAUUUCUCUAAGCGGAAUUCUCCAGGGAUUCAUCCAGAGAUUCUUCUAGAGAUUCCUCGAGGAAUUCAUCCAAGAAUUCUUCUAGAGAAUUAUUCAGGGCUUCUUCCAGAAAUUCAGCAGGCGAUAUCUCCAUAGUUGUUCUAUGGGAUUCACUAGGAAUUCCUCUAGAGAUUUAUACAUGAAUUUUCUGUUGGGAUUCCUUCAGGAAUAUUUCCAUGAAUUUACGUACCUAUUUCUUCAGAAAAACCAUCGAUAAUUUCUCAUGACAUUUCUUCAGAAAUUUCUCCGCAUAUUCCUUCGAGGAGUUCUCCAAGGAUUCUUCUAGGGGUUUCCCCUGGGAUUAAUCUAAGGAUUACAUCAGAGAUUUAUCCAUAAAUUCUUUCAAGGAUUUCUCCAAGAACUGUGUUACCCGACGUCUCCACUAGACAGAAAUGUCUUGCCUUGUCAUGGAAGAAAUGUUCUCUCGCCGUUUGCAAUAAGAGCAGCGGUGUUGAAUACCUCUAUAACGUUUUCUCUUUAUGGCAGCAAAAUGUCAAGGCAUGUCUGUCUAGUGGAGAUGUGGGGUUAGGAGUUGUUCUAGAGGUUUCUCAAUUCAUUUCUUAAAAAUUUCAAAGCAUUAUUCUAGGGAUUCCUCUAUAAAUUUCUCCAGAAAUUCUUUCAAAAAUUUUUCCAGGAUUUUUACAGGAGUUCUUCUGCGGAUUCCUUCAGAAAUUUCUCCUGAGAUUCGUAAAAAUAUUCUUCUAUUGAUCUCUCCAAGGCAUUCAGAUUUUUCUACAAUUUUUUCCUGCAAUAUCUUUCUGAAUUUCUUCUGGAAAUUCUCAAAGAAAUUUAUUCGGGGAUUCCUUUCGGUUUUUCUCUCUGGAUUUCAACAAUAGUUAUUCCUAGGGUUUCUGCUAAAAUUCCUCCAAGGGUUUCUUCGGAAGUUGUUCACGGAUUUUCUGGAGGGGCUCCUUCCGGGAUUUCUUCCAGAGAUUUUUCGUUCUUGCUCCAGAAUCCUUCACGAAAUUCCUCCUGUAAUUCCAUCAGAAAAUGUUCGUUCCCAAUGGGAAACUUCCCAUCUUCUACAGUUCUUUUCCGAAAUGUCUAUAAAUGUCCAUAGUUCUCACGGUUUCUUCCGCUGUCGGGAUGUCUCUAAGAGUUUUUCAAGAUUUAUAACCGAGUUUCACCCAUAUUCUUCCGGGGUUUCUUCCUUUGGGGAUUUCUGCAAGGGUUAUCAUACAUUUGCAAGCAGAUACAUUCACUUGCUGCCUCUGAAACAUCUUAUUAAAAAUCAAUGUAUAGAACCCUUUUUCAUAUUUGUUUUACCUGGAACGUUGUAGAACAAUAUAUUAGCAUAGUAUUAAUAGUUAAGUUAACACGAGGAAGCAAACGCAACUCCCUACGGCGUGACUGUAAUUUACAUUCACCACGUUGCGAGAUGCCUUCACAGCUCACUCACGACUUUGGUAUGUGUUUGCGACCCUUAUGUUAUUCACGAAUGUAAUUCUUCUUGUAAUUUCUUUCAGAGGGGUUUCCAGGCUUCUCAUCAUAGAUGUUUCCAGGAUUACUUGCAACGAUCCUCCUGAAAUUUUUUAGAGAUUCUCGCGGCAUCACUACCAGAGGUCUUUCCGAAAUCCUUACCGGAUUAUUCCCAUCAGGGAAAACCAACAAAGUUCCUUGUAAGAUAUUUUCGUAGAAAUAUCGUAAGAAAACCAGGUGAAAUCUUGCGAGAAACUUUGGGAAGACAUAUUGGAGACAUCUCGUUAGGAACUUCGGAAGAAAUUCUGAAAAAUUCAAAAAAGCUUCAUGAGUAGUACCGGGAAGAAAUCCCUGGAGGAACGACGAGCGAAAUCUCGAGAGAGACUCCAGGAGAAAUCUAUGAAAGAAUUCCUUGGAAAAAUUUUUGCAGAAAACUCACCAAAAUCCUGGGAUAAACAAUCGGCAAUCCAGAAAAAACUAUUACUACUCUUGCUACGUACUACAUGAGAGAUAUUCCUGAAAAAACUUUGGAUAAAUUUUUGAAGGAUCUAUGGAUGUAAUCCAACGAGGCACUCAGAAAGUAUAUUGGGAAAACCUCUGGAAGAUAACCCGGGCGGUACUCUUGCAGGGACUGAUUUCUGGGAGGAAUUCUUGUAUAAAUCUCAGAAACCACACGCAGAAACUCCGGAAGAAUCAUCGGGAAAAUCUCGGAAAUCUUAGGAGCAAAUCUGUAUAAAUCCUAACUCAUGAAAGAGUUUACUAGUGAUCAUCGGAUAAACUUGUACUUUUAUCAUACCGAAUACUUUGUUUCUAGUAUGUUCGAAAGUUGUAGUUAAGUAAACUCGUUCCUAUUCUUACCGAGUAGUAUAUUUACUAUUGGAAUUUUCUAGAGAUUUAUCCAUGAAUUUCUCAAGGGAUUCAUCUCUAGGAUUUCCCAUAAAAUACUCCUAUAUUUUUUCCAGCAAUUCCUUCAGAAAUUUCUUCACGGAUUCAUCUAGGGAUUUUCAUUGAUAUUUCCUCAAGGAUUUUCCGGCAAUAGUUAAAUGGAUUUCUCCUGUGAAUCCUCUAGUGUUUUAUCAAGCAAUUCUAUUUUGGACUUAUCCAAGAAAUGCAGUAGGUAUUUCUCCAAUUAUUUCUUUAUAGGUAUUUCUCCGGGAAUACCCCUAAGGAUUUAUACAGAUAUCAAUCAAUAAAUUCUUUGUGCAUGGUAGAAUACGUGGCAUUACUUUAAAUCAAGGUUACUUUCAAUCACCCGGCAAUCGUUUAACUCAUUUGGCUAUAACUCAGUUCAGAAGCUUGUUAUUAUAAUGUGUUGUUCGGCAAACUUGUAUGGUAGUGUUUUUCUCACAAUUGUCACCAAGGACCAGAGAUGCCAAAUAUACAGAUUUUUCUGUAUUAUACAGAUUUUUAGAGGUUGAUACAGACAGGAUACAGAGUACAGAAAAAAUACAGAUUUCAUGAUCAUGAUACAGAUUUUUCCUCCACAUAUUUUUUCCUCAUACAUCCACGCAAGAUGGAAAACAAAGUAAUAAAAAUUAUUGAGAGUACAAAUCCAUAUUGUUCAGAUUUAAACACAAUUUUCAAUCAUUCCAUUCAUUAUUCCAUAAGAAAUUUUUUUUCGACUUAAAUUUACUAAAAAAAAUAUUACGAAACAUAAAACGUCCUAGAUGUGCAAUAAGCAUAUGUGAAGGGCGGGCAAGUUUUUCAGCAAGUUUUUAAAGAUAAUGUUGUUGUAUGAAAAAAAUAGAAUAAUCUACACUCCCGAUCAAAAGUUUAGGGUCACCCCCUCAAAAACAUGUCAUUUUUUGGGCCCAUAUCUUCGCUAAUUUGCGCCCGAUUUCAAAACCCUAGGUUCUAUUCAAAAGAUAAUAAGUCAAAGAAACUUUGAACAUGAUUUAAAAGAAACUUUUUCAAAAAAAUUUGUAUGUAAACUUAACCCAAUGUUGCCAAAUUUUCUAAAAAAUGAAUAUAAACUUACGGCAGUGUCGCUGGAAUUUGGGUCGACCAAAUUUUAAGAUGAGAGCGGUAAUAUAACCCAUUUUCUAUUAGCUUUCAACUGCUUCUUAUAGAACUUAGCUAAAAUGCCAAAAAAAAAAGUUAUUAAGAAAAUUAGCUCUUCAUGUCAUCGACCAAAAGUUUGGGGUCACUCCUCAAUAUGAUGUAUCAGCCAAAAGUUUAUAGUAACUUUCGUAAAACAUGGAAAAGUGAUUUGUUGAUAUCUUCGUCAUCUAUAAUUCCAUUUUAAUUAUGUUUGGCUCAUUCCAAAGAUAAUUUACUAAAUUUACGUUUGAUGUCUUCAACUUAACGUAUUUAACGAUUUUUGUAUAUAAAAAUGUUAUGUAAAGUUAGCACAUUUUACCACGCUUCAAAAAAUGAGGCAACUUUACGUUAUGUUUUAGUAUGUAAAUUUCAACAAAUAUGUGUGGUUCAAUGUCUAUGCAGUAAGAAUCAUUCAUUUUGUUUCAAAUAAGCCAAGAAGAAUUAAAAUUGAAUGAAAGAUGACAAAGAUAUCAACAAAUCACUUUUCCAUGUUUUACGAUAGUGACCCCAAACUUUUGGCCGAUACAUCAUUUUGAGGGGUGACCCCAAACUUUUGGUCGAUGACAUGAAGAAAAAAAAUACUCAAUAACUUUUUUUCUAGUUUUUUUAGCUAAGUUCUGUAAAAAGCAGUUGAAAGCUAAUAGAAAAUGGGUUACAUUACCGCUCUCAUCUUAAAAUUUUGUCGAACCAAUUUCCAGCGACACUGCCGUAAGUUUAUAUUCAUUUUUUAGAAAAUUUGGCAACUUUGGGUUAAGUUUACAGACGAUUUUUUUUUGAAAAUUUUUCUUUUAAAUCAUGUUCAAAGUUUUUUUGACUUAUUAUCUUUUGAAUGAGACCUAGGGUUUUGAAAUCGGACGCAAAUUGGCGAAGAUAUGUGCCUAAAAAAAAUGACAUGUGUUUGAGGGGGUGACCCCAAACUUUUGAUCGGGAGUGUAUAUCUUUGCUGAUUUUCAUGAUAUGUAUUGGCGUUUGCUUGACAUGUGAAAUAGGUUUGAUAGGAAAAUUUGUGCUUGAAAUACUUUAUGUUCAGUUGGAAACUUUGCUAAAGCAAAAGACCUGGUUAUCUUUAUGCACUUCAUUCUUAUAUGUAGAAAGUUAAUAAUGAAAAAACUUACGAAUAAUGUUUUUGUUGAAAAAUUGAAGAAUAAUGCCAUUUUUUAUUUAUUAAAAUAUCGAAUCGGACCUGGGAAGAAUAACUAGCACACACCUCUGCAAACUACUAAGUUACAAUCUAUAAAAUUGUGUUGAAGAUCAAAAAUCGAUAGAGCUUUUGGAAACUACAGAGUACGAAAAUAACCUGCUAAAAUAUGAUGCAUCGAGUUUAACAAAAGUAACCCGUCAUAUAAGACAGGAAUUUUUGAACAAUUUUAACGUAACCUUGCAGAUGUCUGUCAGAAAACAAAGAAAAGAAUUGCGAACGCCAAUUGAACUCAGGUCCUUUGAGUGUGAAUAUCACGCCCUAGCACUUUCAGCUAUCUUAGCUUGUUGACUCACAGAGAAGAUGUUUUACUGAAAUUAGGUAAAAGGCAGAGAGGUGCCUAGUGUAUGGACAUCGGUAAUGGAAAGGGUAUUUUUAAAAGAAAUUCUUGCAGAAAUUCCUAGAGAAAUUUUCAGAGGGCAUUUUUCAGAUAUUCCUCGAUUAAUUUCUCCAGGAAUUCAAUUGAAUAGAUUUCUAUGGGUUACUCCUAAAACUCCAGCAGGAUAAACUUUACACACUCUUAUAGAGAUUUGUUUAAAAAAUCAUCGACAAUUUCUCCAGGGAUCCUAAUUUUCCAGGGAAUAUUUCUUCAGUCUAUCAGAUAAUUGCUCGCUAAGUUAUUGCUCUAGAGAUUCCAUUGAAAAUUCCCAAAUAAAUGAAGGAAAUCAGGAAUUCGUCCAAAAUUCCUUCAGCGAUUGUUGCAUAUCUGCUUUUAGUGAUUCAGGCAUUUAUUCCUCCAGAAAUUCCGGCAGAAGUUUAAAAAGAUUCGGAACUUUCUGUAAGGAUACUAUUUCUUCACGGAUUCUUUGAGAAAUUCAUUCAAAAAUAUUUCCAAAGAAUUUCUACGGAAAUUCCUUUAGAAAUAUCAGUAGAUUUUAUUUCUGGGAUCUUAGCAAAUGUUUUGUUUUGUUUUGUUUUGAUAAAUUUUCAGAGAUAUGACUUAGAAAAACUCCUCAGAAAAAAUUGAAGGAAUUUCUCCAAAAAUAUUGAAGAAAAAAUACAUUGGGAAAUACAAGCAUGAACUUAUGAAGAUAUUUUUUGAGAAAUUCCAUGAGAAACUCCCAGGAAAGUCCCAGGGAAAAUUCCUGGAAGAAUCCUUGGAGAAUUUUUCAAAGAAAUCCGGCAACGUAAAAGUUCUGAAUUAUUAGGAAUAUACAUAUUAAUUUUACUUUGCAAAAUCAUAUCGAUCUGCUACUUGUACCAUUGAGUGAAAACUUACUGCAAAUAGAAAUGUUCGUGCAAAGUUCGGGACACAAAAGUAUACAUGCUCAAAAUACAGAUUUCUUUUGGGGACUGACUGGAUUAACGGAACCUUGGUGUAUUUUUUGCUUUCAGUAACAUUUUUUCAAAAUACAGACAAAUACAGAUUUUCUAAAAUCCUGAUACAGAUUUUUGAAAAAAUGAUCUGGCAUCCCUGCCAAGGACAUCAUGUAGUAUUACCUAGUCAUACUAAAUGAUAGAAAAAUUCAAUCGUUCAGUAACAGCAGGUGAUACUAACACUUUUACGUAUCUUCCAUCUUCAUGUUAAUAUAACAGUUAUAAUAUGGCGUCCUUGGUGAUGAUUGUAGGGAAAACACUACCCUACAAGUUUGCCGAACAUCACAUUGUAGUAACAAGCUUUUGAACUGAGUUAUAGAUAAAUGAGUUAAACGAUUGCCAGGUGAGUGAAAGCAUCCUAGCUUUAAAUACUAAAAAGUAUUCAUUACUACUGUAGAAUCCCAAUUCAGAACUCGAGAACUGUCUAAAUGAUUUCAAUAUUGUCAUAAGUAUGCUAUACUUCAUGUUACUGAGCUUCCUGUAUAUUCCUUGCUUUGGUUGGAAUGUUUUUAGAUAAAACUACAUGCCAAAGUUCACAAUACAUUGAUUUUCCUCAAAGAGUGUUGGUCUCCUCACCGCCUCUCGAUACCACAACGAUUAUCAAAACCCAAUCGCAUCACCUGUUGGUACCUCACCAAAUAUUGUCGUGGUUGGCUUCUUCGUGCGCACUAGCACUCCGCGUGAAGGUUUGAAGCGCAUCCGCGACUUGUCGAUUCGGCACAAACUGCGGGUUCUUCUUAGAUUCAAUUUCACCUGACUUCUCGAGCCAAAUGGAAGUGAUCAGUGAAGCAUCCCUGACUACUCAACAACUCUGGGAAGGGCCUGGAUACCAAUUCAUCGGAUAGAAUGAGGCUUCACUAUUCCUUUUCCGAGAGUGUUAGUUGAAAUUCAGAGUUAGUAGUGUGAUUUCGAAGCUUGACUAACACUCAUCUUCAAAUUCCGUCGACAACUGAUUUGUAUUUCCAAGGUUCAGGGCCAUUUAUAGGGCAUCUUGGUCUGGCUACCCACACUUACUUCUAAUGUCUCCCUCACCACAAGACGGUUGCGCUAUGUAUUCCCUAAGUCUUUUUUGGGAAUUUUAUUACCCUGCCGGCGGUCGUCCCUUGGCCCUUUUUCUAGUUAUCGCUGCCGGUCCCGUGGAACCUAAGCAAAACGAGGUUAGGGGAUUGUUUCUAUGUUGAUCAGUUACCUACAGGUAAGCCGACUUGCAACCUAAAAGGGACGCAUCUCCGCCUGCUGACAAAGGGUAAUUAUCCCCGCAUGUGAUGACUUUUUCUUUUCGGCUGACGCAACCUCUGCUUUGGCCGAGGUCGAACUUUGAGGGCCGUCACGCGAACUUCUUUGCAUCUUGCAUGCUCUGCCACCGCUUUUACGAUUUCAUCAAAUUCCUUUGCCUUGUCGAAGUCGCAAAGUUGCGCUGUUUCGCCUACCCUGGUAACAAAGGCGAGAUCUGAUUCUUCCGACUUCUGUUGCAUCAGAACUAGCUUACGUCUCUGGAACAUUAUGUCGGACCCGGAACCAAAGUACUGCUUGAGUCGGUGGAGUGCAUUUGAAAAGGGUUCAGUGGUCGCAUCAGGAGGAUCUAUGUCGGACCUCGUAUUUCUGAACAUCGUUAACAGUCGAGGACCGGCCUUCACUUUGAAGACAGUGAAUUUCGUAUUCACAUUUCACAUUCACGUUAGUAUAUCACCUUUCGAAAUCUUGUCCACGACAGCAUUAAUUUGACUGUAAAAGUUCUCUUUGUCUUGCAAUUCGGCAGCAUCGGUUGGCACGUAACAUUUGAUCAUGGUAAGGUUUCGAACCCGUGUUCUGAAUCUGGCUACAAUUAUCCUCUCAUUAAUAAGUUCCCACUUCAUGAGCGCUGCGUGGGCGUGAGCACUGGGCAGGAAAGCAGCUCCACGGUGGUGAGGAGCGUGUUCACCUCGUAGGCCAGAGUAUAGCAGAAUUUGACCCGACGCCAAUCUGUGUUCUCCAAAGUUCGGCCAAUGGACUUCGCUCAGUCCUAGGAUAUCAAGCUUCAUACGGCAUGCCUCAUUGGCUAGUUGUGCCAGUUUACCCUGCUAGGCUAGGGUUAAUACAUUCCAGGCUCCAAUUCUUGUCCGUUGUUUAGCGCUGAAAGUCGUUGCCGUUGAAUCAGUUCGUAAUCUUUCAUUUUCGGUUUCAGUAACGUUUUUUUUUUGGGUUUCGGAGACAGUAGGUUGUUGGCGUAAGGUCCCCUAUCCACCGUGGUGGGGCUGCCACCAUAGGAAUAGCUUCCGGUGGAGGAGCAUUUCAUACUCAGCCGCUGGAUGCCAGAACAGACGCUGUUUGAGCCGCACCUCCUUGGUGAACAGACGCUCGAGACGUACCUCCUCAAUCUAGCUGAAGUCAGAAGAACAACAGUGCCCAGACUGCAUUACCAGCUAAGCACACAACUUUUAACUGGAGGUCUUUGUAAUCGCUUGACCCGUGGAAGCAUGAGGUAGGAACUUGUGAGGACCAGAGCUAUGUUGGACGCUCUCCUUUUCGACUCACCGUUUUGCAGCAGAGAUUUCCCCUAAAACUAUUCUACAAAUUUCUCCAGAAAUUGCCUUAGGCAUUUUCAGGAAUUUCUCUAGGGAUUUUUAUGGAUAUUUCCUCAAGGUACUUUUCCAGGGAUUUAUCCCGCAGUUCGUUUAGGCGCUGUCCAUAAACUACGUAGACUUAUUUUUGGUCAUCUCAGACUACUGCUUCUAUUGCAAUCGUGACAUCAUGCUAGUUUGAGAACUGACAAUUCGUUUGACUACGGUUGUCUUUGCCUUCGGAAAAUCUAUAUAAUCCAUAGUGUCUACAGGUAAAACUAGUCUGCAGUUAACCAGCGAUAUAACGUUGAUUGGCUAUAAGGUAUCAAGGAUCAUUCACAAUUUACAAUAUUCGAUUGAGGGAGACCAUACUUUUACAUAAUAGAAAUAAGUAUUAUUUUAUAUACAAAUCAGGAAAGUUGAGUUCAUCAUGAAGUUCAUACUCACGAUUUACGUAACAGCUCUGUUGGGUUUCACAGAAAUGACCAAACUAUUUGCGGCUGUCAAAAUGCGGCAUCGCAUUUUUCGAAAACGCUGAAAAGAAGAUAAAAAUGCCAAUCAUUCAAAAUGUCUCUCAAACAAGGUGAAGUUCAUAUGAAGAAUUCCGCAGCAGUUAUCAGCUAGCAUAACUCUUACGACGCACUAUAAUCAUUUAUCGUAUAAAGGGGAAAUAAACUAUAUACAGCAAUCAGAAACUUGAUAAUAAACCGCUUCCAAUGCCAAAACUUCUGUGAACUACAAAAGCUAGAACUCAGAGGUACGAGUGCUCUAUGCCAGGUCCAACAAAACCACAUCAAGAAGGGAAAAAACAAAUGCCUUUCUCCAAAGAUUAAAACAACCUUCAGCAGAUUCCAGCACACUUUACACGAAAAACAAACAAACGAUUUAGCAAAAUUCGAACUCGUAGAAUGUUACUAAAAAAUCGACAACAAAAGAUACUCGUUCGCUGCUUACCAUCUUCAUGUAGGGAAGAAAGAAUAACAAAAAAAACUAAACUAGGAAUGUUAUGUAUUUUUAUACGCGUAGUGUUUGUGAGUUAUGUAAAAGAGGAAAAACAAUACUAAUCAAACUUUCCAAUACAAUCUUGACUAAAUGAUAACGAAAAUGUUAAAUUACAUGUGAUAACGAAGCUGACAUGUUUCCAGCAAUAAUGUCCCAUCCCAACAAUAAUCCGAAAUCGGCAAAGUCACUUGUUUGGAACUCUCUAAAGCUAAGAAAACUGAAAUGUACCUAAUACGUCCCAAAAACUAAGUAAAAGAAAAAUGAAAACCCCUAGAGCUUCAUCACACUUAAAUUCUGACGUCGUUCUCAGCAAACUUUGGACUAAUCGGAUGUUUCCAGAAAUCGUUUGUCGUAUCUCAGUAAAAGCUUUUUUGUUGACUCUGGAGCUGUUUUAACGCAGAACAAGAACGAAAGAAGAAAUCGAGGAAUUUUCAAGAAUGUCUGGUGGAAAUUUCGAAUAACUUUUUGUAAAAAUGUUUACAUUUUGAUCUGGGAUUAUUUAAGAAAUCAUGAAAUCUGAAAAUAUAAGGAAAUUUCAUUUCCACAGCCACACACCUCUUUGCUGAGAUCGACGAUAAAAUUCAAGUGUGCUUCCCUCGUACAGCAUAGCCUUUAACUUGAAAUCGAUCAUCGAUCCAUUUACACCCCCCACUCCAAACGCCAUCGAACUGUGGGAGGAAAGAUCACACACAUACACACCAUUGCGUCCAUCUUUAACGAGUCAGAAUCUCACGUUAGUCAAAUUGAUACCAAGCCUAUGCGUUAUAAUAACCAAAACUAAAAGAAUACUUAAAUGUCAUCCGACAAGAAACUAUUCCAAUGAUUUAGCUUUUAAGGUGACGGAAUAGCAUCCAUCGUGUAUCAUACGAAACACAUUACUGUACCAAUAAAGAUUCAAA